This is a messenger RNA of Portunus trituberculatus (swimming crab), 3801 nucleotides long. It is a transcript of the gene Gmppa, whose product is annotated as mannose-1-phosphate guanyltransferase alpha-A-like. The record is from RefSeq and is a predicted model, not a curated record. The transcript has 10 exons. Lineage: Eukaryota; Metazoa; Arthropoda; Malacostraca; Decapoda; Portunidae. Gene Ontology annotation, molecular function: transferase activity. Gene Ontology annotation, biological process: biosynthetic process. Gene Ontology annotation, cellular component: cytoplasm. The coding region runs from base 170 to 1432 and encodes 420 amino acids.
CUCAAUGUAAACACAAGGCAUUGAGACGUGGCAGGUGGCAGGUGGCAAGUGUGUCUGUACGUCUGUCUUGCCCUCCCGUGUUGCUGACUUGCAUCAUCUCACAUCGCCACUGACACCACACCAUCUUGUCACCUGGAAAUUGAAGCCCCCAAGUCAUCAAGCAGCCGCCAUGAUGCUAAAGGCAGUCAUUCUCAUAGGAGGGCCGCAGAAAGGCACUCGCUUCCGGCCCCUCUCCCUGGAUGUCCCCAAGCCCCUGUUCCCGGUGGCUGGCCUCCCCAUGGUGCAGCAUCACAUCGAGGCCUGUGCUGCUGUGCCUGACAUCCGAGAGGUCCUGCUGCUCGGUUACUUCCCAGCGCAGCAGCUCCAGCAGUUUGUGGCCGACAUGAUUGCACAGUACAAGAUCAGGAUCCGAUACCUGCAGGAGUACCAUGCCCUGGGCACAGCGGGUGGCAUCUACCACUUCAGGGACCAAAUCAAAUCGGGCAACCCUGACGCCUUCUUUGUGCUGAAUGGGGACGUGUGUGGUGACUUCCCCCUGCAGGAGAUGCUUGACUUCCACACGGGUCUGGCCAUGCCCUCGCUCAUCACCAUCAUGGGCACUGAGGCGACGCGGCAGCAGUCCACCAUGUACGGGUGCAUUGUGGAGGACAAGGAGACACACCAGAUCCUUCAUUACGUGGAGAAGCCUUCCACCUUUGUGUCGCCGCUCAUCAACUGUGGCGUGUACAUCUGCUCCCCGGACAUCUUCAAGCGAGUCGGGGAGAUCUUCAACUCAAGGCAGGACUUCUACAGCAGCUUUGAUGAAGGGGAGGCCACAGAGAGCAUUCAGCUGGAGCAGGAUAUCCUCAUGCCCAUCGCUGGUACUGGACAAGCCUAUGUGUACACCACUGAUCGGUGGUGGUCGCAGAUCAAGACAGCGGGGUCGGCUAUCUAUGCCAACAGACACUACCUCCAGCUGUACCACCGCACACACCCCUCCCGCCUCACCGACAACGGCCCCAGCAAGCCCAAGAUUGUCGGGGACGUGUACAUCCACCCCUCGGCCACGGUGGAUCCCUCAGCUGUGCUUGGUCCCAAUGUGAGUGUGGGCAAGAACGCAGUGAUAGGAGCUGGCGUGCGUAUCAGGGAGUCUAUCGUGCUGGGGAACUCCACCAUACAGGAACACAGCUGCGUUCUCUACACUGUCGUCGGCUGGAAUUCCACCGUGGGGGCGUGGACGAGGCUGGAGGGGACGCCAUGUGAUCCUAACCCCAACAAACCCUUCGCCAAGAUGGAUAACGUGCCACUCUUCAACACAGAGGGGAAGCUGAACCCAUCCAUCACAAUUCUUGGGAACGACGUGAGGGUGGUGUCAGAGGUGGUGGUUCUCAACUCUAUAGUCCUCCCUCACAAAGAGCUCUCCUCUAGCACCAAGAACGAGAUCAUUCUCUAAGUGCAGGCAGGUGUAAUGUGACUGUGCCAUCUGAGGUGAUUGUGCUCAACUCCAUCGUGCUGCCAUACAAGGAUCUGCCACACAGCUACAAGAACGAGAUCAUCCUGUGAGAGGCUGUGGGGUGCGAGUCUGGCUGUCCAUGGCUGUCUUGUGAGGUUUAGUUCAGGUUAAAUGAAGGGUGUAUGGUUGUGGUCAGAAGGCAUGUAAUGUAAUGCUACUCUGAAGUUAGUCUUGCUCCUCUGAUCUGCCAGACUGUUAGCAGAUCAGAGGACUUAUACAGCAUAAGAGUGCAGUGUGUCUUGCCACUUGUGACUGCUACUGUGCCUCUUGUAAGUAUGUGUGUGUGUGUUUUUGUGUUGUAAGUGUAUAUGUGUGUGUGUGUGUGUGUGUUUGUCAUUGAGGGGUAGGGAGCACCUCAAUGACAAACAUCUGAAGUGUAUUGUCCAGUUGUUGAAUUAUUAUCUAAGGAAUGUUACAAGUAUAUAUUUUUAAUAUGACACAUUGUUGCUCUUCAAGGCUUUAAAUAAAGUCUUGUCACAGACUAGAAGUUAGAGAUCAUUGUAAUGCAUCAUUGCAAGAGCUUUUCGUCAUGUAUUGUGUAGUUUGUGUGUGUGCAGGCAGGAAGGGUGACUGUAGGCAGUGCAGGCUUCCUUGAGUCAAUUGUUGUCUUGCCUGUCGCUCCAGUGCAAUAGUUUGUUUCAUAGUUAAUUGUUUUUCGUUCUCUAUUUAGUUUAUCCGUUUUAGAAUUAUUUAAACCACUAGUUAUGAAAUAAUUGUAGUAGUGGUGAUAUUGAUAUGAAAUGAUUGUAGUAGUGGUGAUAUUGAUAUAUAGUUCAUGACCCUGUACAGUUAUCUACUCCUGUUGUAUUCCUUCAGUAAGUUAAAUAAGGAGACUGGAUCUUGUGAUGUGGGGCUUACCAUCCUCCUCUCCUCCCCUGCUGCCUUCCUCAAUGUGUUCCAGCCCCAUUGAGCACAUUCUUGCCUCUGAUGUCCUUCUGGUUUGCCCUUCCUCCUCUCUUGUUCUGAAUCAUCUUUGUACUGUCAGCCUCAUUGAAGAACAGGGGAGGUUUAAUGAGGAAGUACAAUGAAUGGAUAGAAUGUAGGAAGUAUGGAGAGACUAGGGGACAUCAUAGGCUCAUGAUGUGCUGAGGAGAGGAGGGAGGCAGCCCAUAUGUCACUGAGUACACCAGAACUAAAUUGACAGUAAAUGUUGUAAAGACAAAGCAGGAAAAGUACAGUACAGAUACUACUACUACUACUACUACUACUAGACCUUAUUAUUUUUGUUCUCUUCUAUCUUUUUAAAACCUGUUUCUGUAAAGCAAGCAGUGUUCUCAAAUUUCUUAGUGUUCACUUCAUUCCUUCACUUCAUUCUUUGCCAAAGAGACUUGAGGGUUCAGGCUGGUGCAUCCAGUUCUCUUGCUCUGUAAACUCCUUGUGUUCACAUCAUUCCUAGCCAAGGAUUGUCCUUAGUGGUCACGCGGAUUAAGGCGCCGCAUUCUGCCACGAUGGUGGUAGAUUGCGGGGCAUCAAUUUGAACCCCACUAAUGACAUCUAGCAGCUAUAUGGCCUUUGUUGCCUAGCAGCAAGACAAAUUACUUCAUUGGAGGGGCGGUCCCUUGUGAUGACUUAAUUUGAGGAUUAUUUAAUCCUAGCCAAGGAGUCUUGAUCCCUCCAGCAUAAGGCUGAUGCAGAAGGGGGCAUCCAGUCCUCUUACUAAGGAGAUUGAGCCGCACCACCACUGAAACAGUGGUAGUGAUUAGUUGGAGAAGUGGUACGAGUAAAAUUAUGUGUAUCUUACCUUGAAUGAGAGUUUAACCAUUUUUCUAUUCUGAACUAAUUGCUAACAAUAUUCUAAUCAUAAAUUAAGGGAAGCAGCAAACAGGAAGCAAGGCUUCUAGAUGGGAUUAACCUGUAGUCUGUAUCAGGUAUCACUUUAUACGAACAAUCUAAUCUGAUGCCUCACUUUUCCCCAUUCCACUGCAAAAAACGGUCAGUACUUACACAAAUCAGCUUAAGGAGCUCCUCUCCUCCUCCUAUAAUUCCAUCCCAUCUCCAUGGUGUUGGCAGCAGCAAGCGGCCAUGGUAGCUUUUCCUUGGUGGAACGUGGGGCAUCAGAUUGUCAUCUUGGAAGUGUGGCCACAACCACUGUCAUGUUCAUCUAAAAAAAACUAAAAAUAAGUAAAAGAAAAAAAAUGAACUGACUUUUCAGUGCCUGACAUUGCAGCAUCACUGGCAACAGUGAUGCUCUGAGGUACACCACCUCCUGUUAGACUUUACUGGUGUUGUAUAAAGCUGUGCUGCUUACAUAUUUAUUGUAUAAUAAAGAUUUGGUAAUAUAAAUUUGGUAAUAAAAAAACUAUUUCCAA